This is a messenger RNA of Phaethon lepturus (White-tailed tropicbird), 746 nucleotides long. It is a transcript of the gene CA13, whose product is annotated as carbonic anhydrase XIII. The transcript has 6 exons. The record is from RefSeq and is a predicted model, not a curated record. The annotation marks the transcript as partial. Gene Ontology annotation, molecular function: carbonate dehydratase activity; zinc ion binding. Gene Ontology annotation, cellular component: cytoplasm. NCBI's taxonomy places the organism in Eukaryota, Metazoa, Chordata, Aves, Phaethontiformes, Phaethontidae.
GGCCUGCCCACUGGAAGGAGGUUUUUCCUGUCGCUAAUGGAGACCGUCAGUCACCCAUCGACAUCAAAACUGAGGAAACCAAGUAUGAUCCCUCUCUCCGUCCUCUAAAUCCGAAUUAUGAUCCAGCUUCUGCUAAAAUCAUCCUUAACAACGGGCACUCUACCAGUGUUGAGUUUGAUGAUACCGUCAACAAAUCAGUGCUGACCGGGGGGCCGCUCAGCGGGACCUACAGGCUGCGCCAGAUUCACUUCCACUGGGGGUCCAACGACGAAGCCGGCUCCGAGCACGCAGUGGAUGGGAUGAAGUACGCGGCAGAGCUUCAUGUGGUCCACUGGAACUCAGAAAAAUAUUCCAGUUUUGUUGAGGCAGCCCGCCAGUCAGAUGGAUUAGCAGUCAUGGCUGUAUUUCUGAAGAUUGGUGAAUGCAACCCUCAGCUGAAGAAGAUUACUGACCGCUUGGACACCAUCAGAAUCAAGGGUAAAAGAGCACUAUUCACAAACUUUGAUCCUAGUUGUCUGCUUCCCAAGUCCCUGGACUACUGGACUUACUUUGGCUCUCUCACUGUUCCACCUCUUCUUGAGAGUGUCAUCUGGAUUGUCCUGAGAGAGCCCAUAAGUGUUUGUUCUGAACAGCUAGCCAAAUUCCGCAGCCUCCUGAGCACUGCUGAGGAUGAGGUCGCCUGCUGCUUGCUGAGAAACUACCGGCCUCCCCAGCCUUUAAAGGGACGAGAAGUCAGAAGGAACUAA